AUGAAUAUUUCAGUACCAAGAGACUUCCAUCUCAUAGGAUUUUUCAACUCUAAAGAACAUCAUCAUAUUAUUUUUAUUGGUCUUUUGCUUAUGUACCUACUGGCUUUGGUUGGAAACAUGCUGAUUAUUGUCCUUGUAUGUCUGGUAUCCCAGCUGCACACCCCCAUGUACUUCUUUCUGUGCAACCUGGCAGUCCAAGACAUUAUCUCUGUCUCUGCCAUCCUGCCCAAGCUGAUGGUCAUGAACUUUAUAGGGGAAAGGAGCAUUUCUUUUUAUGGCUGCAUAACACAACUAUUUCUUUACAUAUCUUGCAAUGAUGGUGAUUUUCUCUUGCUGGCCACCAUGGCUUAUGACCGAUACGUGGCUAUUUGUGUCCCUCUACGUUAUCAACUCAUUAUGAAACCCAGGUUCUGCAUCCUGCUGGUGACAACAUCAUGGAUGUUCUGUGCCACCAAUGCAAUGUGUUUUGCUUUGCUUAUAUCUCAUUUGUCAUUUUGCAGGCUUAUUAAUAUAAAUCAUAUAUUUUGUGAAAUCAUAUCCUUGGUGGAGCUUUCCUGCAGUGAUACAAGCCUCAUAAAGGCAUUAAUAACAGCUGAUGUACCAUUAAUUGGAAUUUUUCCAUUUGGGUUGAUCCUAACAUCUUAUGUAUACAUCAUAUAUACCAUCCUGAAGAUGAGAACCUUGGCUGCAAGGCUAAAGACGUUCUCCAGCUGUUCUUCACAUCUCACUGUUGUAUUACUGUAUGGUUGUACAUGCAUCAGUUUAUAUAUGAAACCAGUCUCAGAAAACUCUCAAGAAGUAGACAAGAUGCUUUCCCUGAUUUACUUGGGUUUUAUUCCAGUGUUAAACCCAUUGGUGUACAGCCUCAGAAACAGACAGGUUCAGUCUUCUGCAAAAAUUGUGUUUACCAAAUAUCUAUUGAAUUCUCUGUACAAUGGAUAG
This is a messenger RNA of Xenopus laevis (African clawed frog), 942 nucleotides long. RefSeq names its product olfactory receptor 1-like (gene or13ar1b.L). The transcript has a single exon. The record is from RefSeq and is a predicted model, not a curated record. Bases 1 to 942 code for a protein of 313 amino acids. NCBI's taxonomy places the organism in Eukaryota, Metazoa, Chordata, Amphibia, Anura, Pipidae.